CUCGACGCGCUUGCGCUUCUUAGAACGGUACAGCUUGGGCAAAGGGAUGCAACCGUUGUUUUCUAAUCAAAGCCAUGGCAACGUCCCGGCGACGAGCAGCUUACGAUUUCUUUUUCCAUUGAGAGAAAUCGUGGGCGAAUUAAUUUCUGGUUCUUUUUAAUCAAUUCACUAGGAUCCAGAACCUGCGGAUUUCCAGCAAGCCUUUCUCUUACUAUCCGCCAGUUCGCCGCCGGGUAUUGGCUGGGUUUAGGUGUGGCCAACGACAUGCCAUCCAAGACACUGCGAGGAGCCGAGAAAAAGGCGCUGGAAGGGGAAAAUGAGUCUCAGGACACUCUGGAGGUUUUUAACCGCUUGGUGCAAGGCUACGGUGUUGGCAUUGCAAGCAGCUCACCUCCACCACCAGACCUCAGCACCACGCCGCCUCCAAGCAAGCCUGGUGUUCAGAAAGACGUUGGCCGCUUCAAAAAGCCACCAUCCUUCAACACGCGGGGGACGACGCGUGCAGGCAACAACAACUCACAAUCUCGUCGUCAACAUCGUUCCGGCGUGGAAAGGGCACCAUCACAGGGGUCACAAACCCGCCAGGCUCCUGGCAGCGAUGGCCCAGACACUCAGUUAACAGACAUCCCUGCCCCAAACCAGAUCAACGUUGCGCGCCGAGACAAGAUGGACUCGCAAAAGUCGACACAGUCCAACAAUGGUCGAAGCUAUGACCAGUACUGUCGUUCGCCAUCUCCCAGCAUGGACACUCGGACUCGAGAACAAGCGAUUGUGGAGGAAGAGAAUGCAGGGACGGUGCAGUUUGAUCUUGAUAAAAUUCCCCAGGAAACGCCCUAUCAUGGUUCCAAUCUGCCAAACGACUCGGGCUUCGUUGACUAUGGUACAAGUCGUCUUCCCAAACAUGCAUCUCACCAGCCCAUCUUAUCGUCGCCUCGCCCGCCAGAGACACCGGCUGCUCCACAUAACCCGUUUCGACAAGGACUCUCUCAGCUACUUCCCCCCUCCCAAAUGUUUCAGUCGACCCAGUUUUCAUCGGCCGUCAAGGUGGCCAGCCCAACUUCCUCACGACCAUCGCCGGCAGAGUUCCCUCACCCAGGAUCACUUACCGGCCCAGCUCUGUCAUCCCCACUUAAGGAUCGGGGUCUUCGGUCGUCUUCUGUCCCGAACCCGCCAUCAAGCCCACAGAUUCUUCCAGGGAGAAAGUCAUCCAACCUGGAAAAUCGACCCAGCAGUCCCAUUCCUAGCGCCUCGAAUGGAAACAAAGCUGCUACUGAAGCGCCGCAAUCUGAGUUGCUCCCAAGGCGAAGAGCAGCCCCGGAGCCAAUGGCCGCUUAUGAGCCUAUUCAAAAGUCCCAAGAAAGACGUGGCUCCUCGGAAGUGCGGUCAGACCCUCCUGUAUUCGAAAAGGACGAUGAUGACGAGGAGCUACUUCGACGUCGAAGGGCACAGAGCAAAAAGAAUGCUGCGCUCAAGUCACUAACCGCCAUCAGUGUACCGCGUUCAGCGAAGACGAAGAUGGCAGAAGUCGAAGUGCCAUUGACGAGCAGUGAGAAACAAACGACAAAGGCGGAGGCAUAUCUUGUCCAGUGCCACGGCACCGAGGCUCAAGAUUCUUCACUGGAUGAAGAGACCAUCAAGGACUCCCAAGCUAAGAACUUGCCAUCUGGACCGAAACAGCCCGCUAUUGUUGACGACGAUUCAACCCAGUCUGACAACGGGGAUAUGGCAGAGCCAGUGGUAGACUUGACGCCAGUAGCAGAGCCCGAACUUCCAGCAGUGCGUUCAAGGCGGUCAGCUCGUUCAGGCCAUCCUGUUGAGCCCCCAGGUCUAGCUCCAGCUACAUCCAUAAUUCCGGAAACGAGUCCUACACGAGUCAGAAUGGAAGCCGGUGUGGUAGAGGAGCCAACCCAUCAGCCGGCUGCCCCAGAACUGGAGCCGGUCUUGCCUCACUCGACCCCCCCGGCGCCCAAUACAAGAUCCAGAAGGGCAAUUCCUGAGCCUCGUCACCCUUCAAGCUCAGACCUCACCUCCAUCGCCUCAACCCCCAGUAUCUACACAGACUCUACUAGAGCAUCUGUGUCUGAGCGCUCGCCUCUCGAGGCUUCAAUGGCUGGCAACUUCUCAACGGUUUCUACGAGACUGAACCGGAGACAAGUCCGUGAGAGAGUUGCAAAGCCGAAAGGCUCAAGAGAGAGUCUGAGGCAAUCUGUAAGGUUGCAGAGCAGGAGGGGCUCAGGUUCAACAGACGAGCUCGCUCUGCCCCUGCCGACAACGCCGGCUUUUGAGGAUAGCUUGGGCGUCUCCCGUCUCAAUAUUGCUUCGGCAUCUCGGUCGACUUUUCGAGCUGCCUGCGCGAGCAUCAAAUCGCCCUUCGGCCAGCCUACUUCGGGAUUGUUCAGCAAUAUGGCUUUUGCCAUUUCUUUUCAAUCGAAAAAGCCAGGUGAAACCAAUGAUCAGUACAAGAAGCGCAUGGACGAUUCAACCACCCUUCAGAAGCGUAUUGCGCAAGCUGGGGGCAGGGUGCUUCCAAAUGGAUUCGAUGAGCUCUUUGAGGUUUCACCCGGGAGAUCACUCACGUCGACCCCGGUCGCUAGUCCUGGGAAGGGCCAGACGUCGGCUGAGAUCCAACUCACUCCUGUUGGGUAUGCCACCGGAUUUACGGCGUUGAUUGCUGAUGGGCACUCUCGCAAGGUAAAGUACAUGCAGGCUUUGGCGUUGGGGCUGCCGUGUAUUGCUCCGCGUUGGGUGACGAUGUGUCUAGACAGGGGGGAGCUGGUGGACUGGUCGCCUUUUCUCUUGUGCGCUGGACAGUCGGCUUUUUUGGAUAAUGCCAUCAGGUCGAGGAGUUUGGCUCCUUAUGAUGCCGCGACGGCUAGGUUGGCGGAUGUGGUUGCCCAGCGCCCGAAGCUGCUGCAGGGGAGCAGGAUGCUGGCCGUGGUGAAAAAGUCGGUCCAGUCGAAAAAGAUGCCGUAUGUGUUUCUGGCGCAGGUGCUGGGGGUUUCGUUGACGAGGGUGUAUACUGCUGACGAGGCCAGGGUGGCGGUGAAGGCUGCGGAGGAGGCGGGGCAGGUGUUUGACUGGGUUUAUGUUGAUGGGAAGUCGGUCGAGCAGGCGCUGUUUUCUGCUCCUUGUUCGACGGGGCAGAAGAAGAAGAGGAAGAGGGGGUCGAUGGCGGCGCCGGAGGUGGUGACGGGGGAUGGUGGUGAGCCGCCCUUGAAGAGGAUUAGGACGUUGGAUGAUGAGUUGGUGAUUCAGAGUUUGAUUUUGGGGAGGUUGAUUGAGGAGGGGGAAAUGGAACAGUGAGUGUGUGUGUAGGGGGGGGUAUAUCCAGUUUACUUUUGGUUUUUUAAUUUAGCUUUUAUCUGUCAUGUAUGAUUAGCGGGCAUGGCGAUGGGAGUUGGGGGGAAUGUGAGAUAUCACGCCUGUAGUUUUGUAGAACGGGAUGAUGGGUAUAGGACAAGAGAAUUUAUCAGAUGGGGAUUAGACGGAGAAUGGAAGGGGGAGGGAUGGAUUUUAUACAGGAUAAUGUGAAGAUACAGCGUAUAGUUUAUAGCAGAUCAUUGCGUUUUGAACAGGGAGUUAGUCAAGAGGGAAAAAUGAACGUCGUGAAUUCAUAUUACAAAACUUUUACCCUACACUUUCCUUGCGAUACAAAUCCCAACCCAUUGACAAAGGAAGUAACUCCCCCUCCACCGAAAAGUAAGUUAACGAACGUCUCUAGUUAGUCCAACC
Molecule: messenger RNA, 3732 nt
Organism: Podospora pseudopauciseta
Lineage: Eukaryota; Fungi; Ascomycota; Sordariomycetes; Sordariales; Podosporaceae
Gene: RAD9
Product: radiation sensitive protein rad9
Exons: 4
Coding region: 265-3303 (1012 amino acids)
Biological process (GO): DNA damage checkpoint signaling; positive regulation of transcription by RNA polymerase II
Cellular component (GO): nucleus
Molecular function (GO): histone binding
Source: RefSeq, a predicted model, not a curated record